GAACCCCCAAACAGCGCAUUGAACUGUCACGGCAAUGUGCAAUGUGCACUGCGCAAGCAUCCGGCCCUCUCGUGGCCCGGAAACUGCCGGAGGAUCCCCUCGCUGGUCGAUGGUUGGUGAGGCGCGCAACUGGCUGCAGGCGCUGCACGCCAGUUUAAUAUUGUUUCGAGUGGAGAAAUAAACAGUCACACCAUUCACACACCUACAAGUAACUCGCUUCUAAUCUUCACCAACACCAUGGUGACGGAUACCAUCGGGAUACUCGUCCAUGGUCAUUCCUACCCUGCUUGAGUGUGUGCAUAGUCGGUAUUGGAUCCCUGGAGACUCUUCGGAGAAGCUCAGCUGCUCAUCCACCUAGUACAUGUACCCUUUGUGAACAUCGCGCGAUCAGGGGCAAAACGGUUAUGGCCAACUCACGCAGGACCGUGUCCUCAGGCAAAGACAAGCCCUCUUUCCAGCUCGGCGGCGGAGAUGACCAGUCGGACGAUGAUGACAGGAAUCCCACCGUCGCCAUCUCGUCGGGACCAUCAUCGACUCAGGCCCUACGCACCACAGAGUCCGAAAAGCAACCAUCUAUACCAGGUUUCGCUGCUGCCUCUCAACGCUCGGGUUUCCGCAAAGAUCCAUCCCUCAAGCUGCCUGCCUUCACUUCUCUGACAUCCAUGCGUGAUGAUGAGGAGGAUGGUUCAGAAGAUGAAGAGCUGCGCUGGGAGCGCUACAAAUCGCAGCCCUCGACGCCGAACAUCGCAGAGACGGCCCAGCAGCUCCGCCGGUCCCUGUCCAUUCACGGCUUACACGAGUUAGCCAGUGCUCCUAAGAAUGGUGGCAUCAAGCACAAGAUUUGGAGGCCGGAGAACGACCCGGUCCGAGAACCGGGUGAUUGGGAGCGCCUCGCCGUCCAUGUCAUACGGGGUGGCAUACGCGCUGGCCUCGUCUCCUUUGGCCUGAGGGGCACGGUCAUGCUCAUGUUUGCUCUGCUGAAGCUACUUCGCUCAAGAAAAUUCAGAGGGCAAGACUUUGUUCUCGCAUACUUCGGGGUUGCGAAUGGCCGGUUUUCGGCCAUGUUUGGACUCUGGGCGGCUAUAUACAAGCUUGUGCAUAACUCACUGCGUCUCACCACGCCCCCUCCGGCGCACAGCAAAUCAAGGAAGCGGCGCGCAUCAUCGUCGACAACAGGAGCAGGGGCAGCAGAAAGCGCGGCGACUGAGCAUGACGAUGGCUCGGGCGACUCGGGCGUUGCUACACCGCGGAGCGGGUACGAAAAGCUGCAAGGCAAGACGGAUGAAGAGAAAGCUAAGAUCAAGAGCAGACAGAAGCGAAAGGCGUUCAUGCGUGACCCGAGGAGUAGGGUGUGGCACGCAUACGUAGCUGGUGCCGUGUCAGCACUGGCGGUGUUGGUGGAGACCAAGGAUAUGCGUGUCACACUUGCACAGCAGUUGCUCGUCAGAGGUUUAGAGGGCUCGUACAACCUUGCGCACGGACAAGGCCUGAUCCACGUUCCAUACGGUUCGGUAUUGGUCUUCGGCCUGGCCUGCGGUCAGAUCAUGUUCGCUUGGAUCAACGCGCCCGAGUCGCUGCCGAGGAGCUACGUCAGCUGGAUCACACGCGCUUCGCAAGCCGGUCUACAAUCGACUCCAGUUUACCGGGAUCUCCGCGAUCACAAUGGGACGUUUGAUCCCAGUCACAUUUACAAAUACUUCCCCGAUGGCAAGAUCCCCCAACCUCUCUCUACCAACCCUCUUCGUUACCCUCCCGUCGCUCCUACGCCGACCAACGUUUAUGGCGUCACCGGCAAGCAUGUCCGCGAAUUCGUCAAGGCACUCGAUAUGCAAAAGCUUGGAGAACCGAUUCCUCAUUUACCGUGCUCUUUUAUGCAUCCCUGGGAGAACAGCCACUUCUGGAGCCCCUUCGACCGCUUCAUUAAGGUCACCCGAUGGAUCCUGCCAGUGUACAUGACGCUUUAUUUUGUACCAGCCAUUUUCCUCCGUACGAGGUCAUUCCUCAAGGCACCGAUGCGCAUCAUCCUCCGUUCGCUUUUUGGAUCCAUCCGCUCCUCCUCCUUCCUCGGCGUCUUUGUCAUCAUCUUCCAAGUCAUCUUCUGUGGCGCGCACCAGCUCUACGACGUGAUUGAUGCCAACGCGUCUCUCCGCGCCAACACGCCCGCGUGGGUCAAACGCAUGCUGCUGCACCAAGGCGUGCCCUGGUUCGCAGGGUUCAUGACGUGCCUCUCGCUCUUUGUUGAUGACGCCAGGCGCCGCGCAGAGCUGGCUGCGUACGUCUUGCCGAAAGGCAUGGAAAGCGCUUGGUCCAUCGCCAGGCAGCGCUCCUGGGUCCCUUUCGUACCCGGUGGGGACCUUCUCCUCACUUCCAUGGGCAUGUCCAUGGUCAUGGGAACGUACGCUCAAAGCCCAGAACAGCUGUCUGGGCUGGUGCGUCGCAUCAUUUACCAAGUGAGCCCGCUCACAGGGUACCUUCCCAAUAUCGCUUACUGAUAUUCCGGAACUCCUACUUGCAGUUUGUCGGUCGGAAUUAAGACAACUGCAACUGCCUGCAUGAUUCCUUCACCUGCUCUGUACCUUGCACGCAUUCAAUCUAGACAU
Messenger RNA from Tilletiaria anomala UBC 951, 2600 nucleotides. RefSeq lists its product as uncharacterized. NCBI's taxonomy places the organism in Eukaryota, Fungi, Basidiomycota, Exobasidiomycetes, Georgefischeriales, Tilletiariaceae. The record is from RefSeq and is a predicted model, not a curated record. The transcript has 5 exons. Bases 405 to 2492 code for a protein of 695 amino acids.